AUGACAAGCUACCGUGUCUGCGUCUGUUUCCACCGCAGGUUCAAAGUGGCCGAGGCAGCGCCGCCACAGGACGUGCGGGACCUCUUCCUCAGCUACUCCGAUGGUGGGUCCCACAUCACCCCCGACCAGCUCAGCCGCUUCCUCUCUGAGGUUCAGGGCGAAGACCACCACCUCGUUGACCCGCAGAAGGUGGUGGAGGCAGUAGUGCAGAAGCGCCACCACAUUACUAAGUUCGGCAGACACAAUCUCUCUCUCGACGAUUUUCAUCACUACCUCUUCUGCCCUGACCUCAAUCCCCCCAUUGGAUCUCAGGUUAAUCAGGAUAUGACGGCUCCACUGUCCCAUUAUUUCAUAUACACUGGCCAUAACUCAUAUCUCACUGGCAAUCAACUGAGCAGUGAUUGCAGUGAUGUUCCCAUUAUAAAAGCUUUGCACAGAGGUGUGAGAGUGGUGGAGCUUGAUAUAUGGCCCAAUUCCACUAAGGAUGAUGUUCUUGUUUUACAUGGAAGGACAUUGACAACUCCUGUGGAGCUCCUUAAAUGUUUGAAAUCCAUUAAGGAACAUGCUUUCACUGCAUCUCCCUAUCCAGUCAUUAUAACCCUGGAAGACCAUCUUACACCAGACCUUCAAGCUAAAGUUGCUAAGAUGAUUACUGAAACAUUUGGAGAUAUGCUGUUUUGUCCGGAUCAUGAAAGUGUAGAAGUUUUUCCUUCACCUGAAGAUUUGAAGUAUCGGAUCAUGAUAUCAACAAAGCCUCCAAAAGAGUAUCUAAAAUCUGAAAGUGUGAAGGAUAAUUCCACAAAAUUAGUGAAAUCAAAGGAUUCUGAUGAAGAUGAUUGGGGAAAGGAGCAGCCUCUAUUUUUUAAAGUUUCUGGGGCUAUUUUCUUGUGUUCUAUUUUAUUGCAUGGUGACUUUGACACAAAUGGACAGGGUGAUGAUGAUGAGUCAAAUGAUGAUGAAUCUGAAACAACCCAGCAGAGUGAUUAUAAGCAUCUAAUUGCUAUCCAUGCUGGGAAACCCAAAGGUAGUCUGAAAGAAGCACUAAAAGUUGAUGAUAAAGUUAGACGCCUUAGCUUAAGUGAACAAGCCCUUGAAAAGGCUACUGAGUCCCUUGGAACUGAUCUUGUUAGAUUCACGCAGAAAAACUUUUUGAGGGUGUAUCCCAAGGGUACACGGUUCAACUCCUCCAACUACAAGCCACUGAUUGGCUGGAUGCAUGGUGCUCAAAUGGUUGCUUUCAAUAUGCAGGGAUAUGGCAGAAAACUUUGGUUGAUGCAUGGAAUGUUUAGAUCCAAUGGGGGAUGUGGUUAUGUCAAAAAGCCAGACUUUCUUAUCAGUGUAGGUCCAAAUAAUGAAGUAUUCAAUCCUAAAGAUGAGCUGCAAGUGAAGAAGACUCUAAAGGUAAAAAUAUAUGUGGGAGAUGGAUGGCGUAUGGAUUUCAAACAGACUCACUUCGACUUGUAUUCUCCACCAGAUUUUUAUGUCAGGGUUGGUAUAGCUGGAGUGCCAGCUGAUGUGACAAUGAAGAAAACAAAGAUAAUAGAAGAUAAUUGGAUACCUGUUUGGGAAGAAGAAUUCACCUUCCCUUUAACUGUCCCUGAACUUGCUUUGCUCAGAGUGGAAGUACAUGAAUAUGACAUAUCUGAGGCAGAUGAUUUUGCAGGCCAAACUUGUUUACCCGUUGCUGAACUGAAGCAAGGGAUUCGUGCUGUUCCACUUUACGACCGCAAAGGAGAGAAGUUCAAGUCAGUUAGGCUUGUUAUGCGAUUUGAGUUUAUUUAA
Abrus precatorius (Indian licorice) is the source of this 1782-nucleotide messenger RNA. Its product is annotated as phosphoinositide phospholipase C 4-like. Gene Ontology annotation, molecular function: phosphatidylinositol-4,5-bisphosphate phospholipase C activity. Lineage: Eukaryota; Viridiplantae; Streptophyta; Magnoliopsida; Fabales; Fabaceae. The transcript is spliced from 9 exons. Gene Ontology annotation, biological process: phosphatidylinositol-mediated signaling; lipid metabolic process. The coding region runs from base 1 to 1782 and encodes 593 amino acids. The record is from RefSeq and is a predicted model, not a curated record.